AUGCCAGAAGAUGUUGAUAAACAAUAUUCCACUAUGCCAACAACACGUCGACUUAAAAUGCAUAAAGCUCGAUUGGCCGCUGCUGCUGCCAAUGUAGAUUCAUAUUCAUCGAUUAGUGGAGGAGGUCUAAUGUUUAACAAUUCAACAUCAUGUACAAGCUCAGGUCCUUUAAAAGCAUUACAUCCAUUAGACAAUGUACUUCCACAAUCUUUAUCAAAUACAUCUUACCGAGAUCCAGAGGAAAUAGACAUCGAGUUUCAGCUAGAUCAACCACCAAUUCUAAGAAGUCGAAAGCAAAAUACUAGUUUCCGUCAUGCCGUAGAUCGUUCAUUUUACCCUACUUCUACUACCACUACUACUGCUGAUACUACUACCACAUACUCUAAUUCAUUCGAUACAAAUGCUUCCCCAUCAUCUUCUGCUCCCCCCAUACCACCACAUCGUCCGCGUAGUGAAAGCGGCACUCGUGACAAGUUGUCUAAUAAUCCUCAGCAUAAAAAUUCCAGUAAAACAAAAAACUCCAAUCCCUUAACUGAAAAAUCCACAGGUUCUAUUUUAUUCUCUUCUUCUCCUUCAGUCUACAAAACAAUUGAUAAACUUGAACGUGCUCAUUCGAAAUCUCGUCCAGAAAUUCAUUCAAAUAAUUCUGUCUUAGUCAAAGAUUCAAAGUCAUCGUCACAUUCCAUUUCAAAUAAUAAUCUCCCUACUGAACAAAAGCACAGUAAAAGUGGACGAAUAAGUUUGAAAAAUCUCUUCAGAAUUGGUAAUUCUAAAACUGAAUCCGAAUUGAAUGGUGACUAUUUAAUACAUAAUUCUAAUCAAUCUAAAUCAAUAUCGGAGACAUCAACUAUUCUAUCUAAAAAACAAUUACGACGCCUUUCAGUUCCUGAAUAUCAAUUUACUAGUAAUCGUUUAACAUCAACAAAAUUAAUCGAUAAAAUUCAUGAAAAAAACAGUUAUAAUAAUCUUACUUCUACCACUACCACUACUACUACUACCAUUCCAUCUGUUCAGCAAAUCUUUAAUCAUUCAUCUAAUCAGUCAAAAUUAUCUAACACUACUCAUUAUAUGGAUUCUAAUAUAAUUUGUAAUGAUUCUAUGUACAAAACAAUAUCACCGAAUAUAAUGCAUAAUCAUCAUCAUAAUAAUUAUAAGACUAUCUCUGUAAAUCAUCCAUACUGUCCUCCACCUGAUAUUAGUCCACCUCCGCUACCACCUCGUGUCAGUUAUACAACACCACCUAUAUUAACAACGAAAUCGAAUCAUUCCAAAAUGAUUAAAUAUCGUCCACUGCCAGAAGAGCGAUCUAAUAAUGAUCCUCGAAUGAUUGAUGAGACAAAACAGAAUAGACGCAAAAAAUCAUCAUACUCAAUGACCACAUCUGUUAUCUCAUCCCAUUCAAUUACUCAUCAAUCAAAAUCAUCUCCAAAAAUCACUUCAACAGCUUCGUCUCCGACUUAUUGCUUAGCAUUAAACACUGUUGAACCAACUGUAUUAUCAACAAGUAUUAAAAAAUCGAAUUAUGGUCAUGAUGACAAUAACGCAUUAGUAACUAACGACAAUUCUUGUAGUCGUCGUCGCCGUCAUCAUCAUCAUUAUGAACAUCAUAAAAAUUCUAACCAACAGGAUGGUAUUCUCUCCGAAAGUUCCAUUAAAUCCCAGACACCUGCUAUUUACAUGAAUUCUAAGCAGAUAAGUAAAGAUUAUAAAAAAUCUACUCCAUCUCCUCAUCGUUCACGUUCAUCUCAUGCUCGUCUACCAUUGAAUAAAAGUCAACCUAAUAAUCAUGAUAAUAUAACAACAACAACAAACACAGUAGCAACAAUAAUGUCAACAACGAAUUCACCUGAAUCUAUUCACUAUUAUCAAGCACCAGUAAUUUCUAGUCAUUCAGCUAUGUCAACUCCUCGUCGUCAUCGUCGUUUACAAGAUGGUCGGAAAUCAGAAUAUCAUAUCAAUAAUAGAAAACAACAAAUCACUAUGCAAGAGGCAUCAUUAAUUGUCUCAUUUCCAAUGGAUAAAUUAAUUACUCCGAAACAUUCAUCAAUCCAUCAUCAACAUUGA
Messenger RNA from Schistosoma mattheei, 2064 nucleotides. NCBI's taxonomy places the organism in Eukaryota, Metazoa, Platyhelminthes, Trematoda, Strigeidida, Schistosomatidae. The record is from the annotation of a GenBank genome assembly.